Messenger RNA from Cordyceps fumosorosea ARSEF 2679, 534 nucleotides. RefSeq lists its product as hypothetical. The transcript has a single exon. NCBI's taxonomy places the organism in Eukaryota, Fungi, Ascomycota, Sordariomycetes, Hypocreales, Cordycipitaceae. Bases 1 to 534 code for a protein of 177 amino acids. The record is from RefSeq and is a predicted model, not a curated record.
AUGAAGCUUUCCCUUUCCAUCUGCGCCGCCACCAGCCUUUUGCAGACCGUCGUCGCCGGCAAUUACGACUUCCUAUACUACACCGAUCUAGGAUGCAACAGCCGAGCCUUUGGCUGCCGCGCGAUCGACCCCUGGGUCUGCUGCGGCUCGCCACCGUCGGCAUCCAACUAUAAGACCGUCAAGACCAAUGGGGGCAGCGCCUCCGCCGUCGUCCUCUUCACCUACGACGUUGACGGCCACUGCGGCAACUGCCAGUCCACGGCCAUCCUCGGCAAGUGCUACCUCAACUACCCGUUCUCCAACGGCGUCAUCAUCGCCGUCAGCAACCCCUGCCAAGCGUGGAACGCCAAGUUGUUGGCGGCCGAUGAUGGCGGCGGCGUGCGGUGCAAUGGGAAGGCGGCCCUCAACUUUGCCUCGGUGAACGGCGUCAAUUACACACUGCCACAAGGUGUGGAGGACGAGAUCGGUAAGGACCUCGUGGACCUUGGGGACGAAGAGUUUGGCAUCAAAUGGGCCCAUCUCAGAGAUGAUUGA